AUGGCCCCAACAAAGAAGGUUGUCUCGACCGCCUCCUCGAACAAGGUCCUCGCUAAACCGAUGAAGGCCAAGAAGACCGACGAACUGACGUGCGGAUUGGGAGGAGGUUACUGGACGGAGCCAGCUGCCGGAACCCGCAGGACCCGUCUCGUUCCCGCCAAAUUCCUCGAUGCUGCCGAGCCGCCGAAGCGGAAACCGUCAAAGUCAACUGGCGAGAAAAGGAGGAUCGCUGCACCAUCCGAGCCGACUCCUUCGACGUCUGCCGCCCCAGCUCCAUCUGCAGUCGACGCAUUGGGCACAUUUUUGGCCAGUUUAACGGAGGAACGGCGGGAAGCUCUCAUCAGAGAAUUUGCGGAGGGUAUGCAACGGAGACAUCAGGAGCGUAUGGCGCGUUACGCAUAA
Caenorhabditis sp. 36 PRJEB53466 is the source of this 402-nucleotide messenger RNA. The record is from the annotation of a GenBank genome assembly. Lineage: Eukaryota; Metazoa; Nematoda; Chromadorea; Rhabditida; Rhabditidae.